Oncorhynchus mykiss (rainbow trout) is the source of this 2599-nucleotide messenger RNA. Its product is annotated as ubiquinone biosynthesis monooxygenase COQ6, mitochondrial. NCBI's taxonomy places the organism in Eukaryota, Metazoa, Chordata, Actinopteri, Salmoniformes, Salmonidae. The record is from RefSeq and is a predicted model, not a curated record. Gene Ontology annotation, cellular component: mitochondrion.
ACUAGUGCGGUUCCUUGUUGUGAUUGGUUAAGCAGUACAGGAAGUACCUGCCUCGGUUACAUAUUUUUUUUCGCCUUUGUUACAUAUAUAUAAAUAUACAACAUGGCUGGAUUAUAGAAUGGCCACCGCUGCGAAUAGGACAUAUGCAAGGCGAGUUUAGUCCUGAUUAAGAACAUCCCAACAAUACAGUUGGAGUUGUUUUAGGGUUAGACGAGUCCCACGUUACGUUGUUUUAAAGAUGCAUAGUCUCACUAAAGCAACGCUGGUUUUAAAUGGAAUUGGGCGGCGGUGUGUUGCUGUGAAUCGUUUUUCAGGAGCAAAAAUCAUUUGCAGGGGACUCGCGUGUGCAGCAGAACAUGGGGAACAUGAAAUGAGCUUUAUGAUGUCAUUAUAUCUGGAGGAGGAAUGGUUGGGACCGCUAUGGCUUGGUCUUUAGGCACGGAUCCAAGCUUGGAGGGGAAGAAGAUUCUGCUGCUUGAGGCAGGCAACAAAAAGGUGAUGGACAAGAUCCCAGACGCCUAUAGUACCAGAGUCAGCUCCAUCAGCCCGGGCUCUGCCAACCUCCUCAGUGGUGUUGGAGCAUGGAAUCACAUUAUGAACAUGAGAUGUAAAAGCCCUAUCAGAAGAUGCAAGUCCGUUUUUGGAAACUCCACUCUACCACAAGCACUAAAGGUUUGGGAUGCCUGCUCAGAUGCCCUGAUUACAUUCGAUAAGGAGAACCUGCAGGACGAGAUGGCAUACAUUGUGGAGAACGACAUCAUUGUGGCAGCCCUAACAAAACAGCUGGAGAAUCUGUCUGAUCAGGUGAAGGUCCAGUACAAAACCAAGGUGGUGAUGUCUCACCAGGUAGCUGAAUCCAUCCCCUGGGUUCAGGUCACCCUGGCCAAUGGACAGACAUUUCAAACCAAACUACUGAUUGGAGCAGAUGGGCCAAAUUUGAUGGUGAGGCAGGAGGCGGGGAUACCCACGGUCAAGUGGAAUUACGACCAAUCAGCUGUUGUGGCUGUCCUGCAUCUUUGUCGGACACAGAGAGCUCUUUGGUGUGGUCGACUAGCCACCGCCUUGCUGAGGAGCUACUGCAGCUAGUUGAGGAGUGCUUUGUGGACACCAUCAACUCUGCCUUUCCCCCUUCUCUGUCGGUCUAUUCCUCUACCCUCUGUUACUGCCUCUCUUUCUCUGUCUCUUCCUUUCUGGCUUGAUCUCUUCCUCUGUCUCUCUUCCUCUCUCCCUUUGUGUCUUCGUGUCUCUCUCUAUCUCCCUCUAUCUGUGUCGUCUCUGUCUGCCAGUGGCGGGGCAAGAAUCGGCCCAAAAAGCUGGGUCAUGUUCCUCCUGGGCAUGGGCCACGCAUCAGAGUACAUCAGGCACCGGGUGGCCCUCAUCGGGUAAGUCAACACUCAUCCCUGUGGGACACUGAGUUAUUGAACUUCACAUCGGUUUGCCUUGGAAAACCAUUACUUAUAAUUCACUUGGAAUUUUGUAAAUAGAAGGUUUAUAUGCCCUUAUUCUGUAAAGGUAUAAAAGGGUCAUAAAAACAAUCAUUAUCGACUGCAUCUAAAAAAAGAUUUGUUUAAUUCCUCAGCUCAAUCAUUGGUAUUUCUGUAUAUUUGAAGGGAAUUCUUGCUCUGGUCCUACCCCAUAGAUGUAGUGACUAGGUCCUACCCCGUAGAUGUGGUGACUAGGUCCUACCCCGUAGAUGUGGUGACUAGGUCCUACCCCGUAGAUGUGGUGACUAGGUCCUACCCCGUAGAUGUGGUGACUAGGUCCUACCCCGUAGAUGUGGUGACUAGGUCCUACCCCGUAGAUGUGGUGACUAGGUCCUACCCCGUAGAUGUGGUGACUAGGUCCUACCCCGUAGAUGUAGUGACUUGGUCCUACCCCGUAGAUGUAGUGACUAGGUCCUACCCCGUAGAUGUAGUGACUAGGUCCUACCCCGUAGAUGUAGUGACUAGGUUUACAUGGCGGGGGUCUUUAGUUUUCUUUGCAGGGAUGCAGCACACCGCGUCCACCCUCUAGCUGGCCAAGGAGCCAACCUGGGCUUUGGGGAUGUGGCCUGUCUCACUAACUUUAAGGAUCUGGGGGCCGUGCAGGGGCCAUGCAGCAUCUGUUGGAAUAUGAGGCGUAACGGCAGCGACACAACCUGCCGAUGAUGGCCGCCAUCGACCUGAUGAAACGACUCUACUCAACUAACGCUGCCCAUGUGGUUCUCUUACGCACCUUCGGUCUGCAAGCCACCAACACACUACCAGCCAUAAAAGAGUAGAUCAUGGCGUUUGCAAGCGAGUGACACGUACACUGGUCCUGAAGUGGCAGUUUGACGGGACUCCAAAGAUGAUAUGCCACUGUGACUUUGUGAAUGGAAUGUAAAGUGUAAAUUAAUAAAGUUAUAUAUUAUGCUCUGUUAUUACAUGAACAUCGCUAUACCUGCAUGUCUUUCUUUGUGUGUUGAUGAUUUUGGAAACUUCCAAGCAUCAUUCUGUAUCAGUUUCACAAUCUGUUGGAAUUUUUAUGACAGAACAUUUGUUUCAGAAAACAUGUAUUUAAAAUGUUUUGCAAAUGUAUUGAGAAUGAAAUGCAUAAAUAUAUAAUUUACUUAAGUAUU